AUGACUAAGCCGAUUAAUGUGCUGAAUGAAAGGACGCUUAAAGGAACAUUUUUUGGGAACUACAAACCUAGGACAGACUUUCCCUUUGUUGUGGACAUGUACAUGAACAAGGUAGAGAAGUUCAUAACUCAUCGAGUUCCUUUCUCCGAGAUCAACAAAGCCUUUGAUUACAUGGUGAUGGGGGAAGGAUUGCGAUGCAUCAUUAGCAUGGAAGAGUAG
This is a messenger RNA of Prunus armeniaca (apricot), 219 nucleotides long. Lineage: Eukaryota; Viridiplantae; Streptophyta; Magnoliopsida; Rosales; Rosaceae. The record is from the annotation of a GenBank genome assembly.